UUUCCGAAAAUAGGUUUAAGUCUAUGAUUAUUUUGAGAACCGAAGUUUUCUGCUAAGCUAAGUGGUAGACGAAUCAAGUAGGUAGUCCCCAGUGAAAACGCAAAUUGUCAGUUUCGCUUUUGUUCGUCCCAUAUGAAGCAUAUUCAUGUUGUUUACAAACAUGGCUUAGGAAAAAAAACGAAUUUAACAUUACAUUUUAUUAGUAAUUCACGAACGAUAGUUCCUUUUAUUGGAUGGCAGAAUACCAGUGGCCUUGGGAAUAUAAUUUCCCUCCGUUUUUUACAGUUCAGUCGCAUGCCAAAACGAAAAUGCAGCAGUUAUCAACGUGGAAAUCGCUAAUAUUGGACUAUCAGAAGCACUGUAAACAAGCGGUGUUGAAUAUUAACGAGGAUAGCCCGCUGUUCGUUAAUGAUACAGUUUCAAGAAAACUGCCCCUCGAGGGGAGACUCUGGCUAAUGGAGGAGCUUGUAAAAACUGGUAAUGCCGCGGCGGUGGACAAACGCAAGCAGCAAUGGGAGAUUUACUGGCAUACGCUGGACGAGUGGAGCACGCUUAUCUACGACUGGGCUGUGGCAAACGGUAUGACAAAUACUGUAUGCACCAUCUACGAGUUAGUUGCAGGAGAGAAUACAGCUGGGGAAGAGUUUCACGGGUUGAAUCAAGAUGUAUUUAAGAAAGCUCUGCAAGUGCUAGAAGCUAAGGGUAAAUGUGAAAUAAUUGCAUUCGAUGACAACGAAGGUGUCAAGUUUUUCUAAUGUACAAUAAGUACUGAGUGUAAAUAAAUAUAUGAAAUGUA
This is a messenger RNA of Wyeomyia smithii (pitcher-plant mosquito), 796 nucleotides long. It is a transcript of the gene Vps25, whose product is annotated as vacuolar protein-sorting-associated protein 25. Gene Ontology annotation, cellular component: ESCRT II complex. The transcript is spliced from 2 exons. NCBI's taxonomy places the organism in Eukaryota, Metazoa, Arthropoda, Insecta, Diptera, Culicidae. The record is from RefSeq and is a predicted model, not a curated record. Gene Ontology annotation, molecular function: protein homodimerization activity; structural molecule activity. Gene Ontology annotation, biological process: protein transport to vacuole involved in ubiquitin-dependent protein catabolic process via the multivesicular body sorting pathway. The coding region runs from base 234 to 755 and encodes 173 amino acids.